This is a messenger RNA of Spodoptera litura, 768 nucleotides long. The record is from RefSeq and is a predicted model, not a curated record. Lineage: Eukaryota; Metazoa; Arthropoda; Insecta; Lepidoptera; Noctuidae.
GAUAUUUUGAUAAGAGCCCCUUUUAGAUUAGAAACGUAUGUGCCAUGAAUAUCUUUGUACUACUGUGUGCUACUUCCUUUUUUACACUCAGCAAUCAACAGAAGUUCACCACAAAUGCAUCUCACGAAGUCGACAUCCUGGGUGCAUUACAACAGAUGUCCAAAGACACUGGCAUAGUCUUACUCACCCGAAGCGAUCCAUUCAUAUCUAAUGCAUCAAUACUUCUGACAGAUGACGAGAGUGGCUACGAACAGCUAAAAGCAGACACCGAUGAUGAUUUCGCAGAGGUAGAAGAGAAUACGGAUCCAAUAGAUAAAGAUCCAAAAAUAAAGAAUAUACUUAGGUGGCUGCCUACAAGAAAGCCCUAUAAAGAAAAUUAUUAUGAGAAAAAAGAGGCACAGGUGGCACUCGAGAAAGAACAAAGAAAUACGCUCCGAGCUCGGCAACUCAACGAAGAAAGAAUAGCUUACGUGAUGGACCUUCUAAAAGACAAUUUUUGGAUGGCUAUAUAUAUGUAUGGGGAAGUACGAAGAAUUCUCACGAAACGCAUAGUUGUCGACGAUAUAAGACAAAUGAUUAUGUUUUUAGAACAAGAAGGGAAUGAGGAAAUGAAAGAGAAAGUACUAAAAUGUUAUAGAAAGGCGAGGUACGUUUUUCACGAUAACAGCUGGGACAAGAAAGCUAACAAUUUGCUCGUUCAAGUUCUUAAGGAUCCGCUUAAUGAUAACGUUGUUGCGUAGUUAAAAUAUAUCUUCAAAGAAAUAUAAA